Molecule: messenger RNA, 1449 nt
Organism: Zingiber officinale
Lineage: Eukaryota; Viridiplantae; Streptophyta; Magnoliopsida; Zingiberales; Zingiberaceae
Product: choline monooxygenase, chloroplastic-like
Exons: 10
Coding region: 44-1312 (422 amino acids)
Molecular function (GO): 2 iron, 2 sulfur cluster binding; iron ion binding
Source: RefSeq, a predicted model, not a curated record
GACAUGAUACUUUGGAUCUUCCAAUUAUUCGGAAUCCAUUGCAAUGGCCGCUAAGCAUGGCAUCUGGAGCUCUACCAAUUUCAUAGAUGUCGGCUUCCUUCGUUCCUCAUCUUCUUCUUGCUCGACCCGUAGCUGUACCGUCAGCGUCGUGCGCAGAUCUUCUUCUUCCUCCUCUUCGUCCACGGAAAUCGGGAUAUCGCAGGCUCAGCUCCGAAUGGUUGAGGCGUUCGAUCCAAAGAUUCCUCUUGUUGAAGCUAGCACCCCUCCCAGCUCGUGGUACACGGACUCUUCCUUUCUUGACCUCGAGUUUGAGCGCGUCUUUUUCCGUGGAUGGCAGGCUGUUGGCUAUACUGAGCAAAUCGAGCGUCCUCAUGAUUUCUUCACUGGAAGGUUAGGGAAUGUUGAGUUUGUCAUCUGCCGAGAUGCUGAUGGGGAUCUUCAUGCCUUCCACAAUGUGUGCCGCCACCAUGCCUCAAUACUUGCCACCGGAAGUGGGAAGAAGUCAUGCUUUAUAUGCCCUUACCAUGGUUGGACAUAUGCUUUAGAUGGCUCACUCUUGAAGGCCACUAGAAUCACAGGAAUUAAGAACUUCAACAAGGAUGAAUUCAGACUUGUACCUUUGGAAGUGACUACUUGGGGACCAUUUGUUCUUGUUAGAUUGGAUGGGAAUCCCUCAUCUCAACAGAGAGGUUCUAUGAAAACGGUAGGAAAUGAAUGGCUUGGGAGUUCUUCCAAUAUCCUCAGCACAAAUGGAGUUGAUUCUUCACUGAAACAUGUCUGUAGACGUGAAUAUAGUCUCCAGUGCAAUUGGAAGGUUUUCUGUGACAACUACUUGGAUGGGGGUUAUCAUGUUCCUUAUGCUCAUGGAGGUCUUGCAUCCGGACUUAAUCUUGAUUCUUACUCUACGCUUAUGUAUGAGAAAGUUAGUAUUCAAAGAUGUGAAGGUGCUUCAGCUGAACAGAACUUUGAUCGGCUUGGUUCAAAGGCAUUGUAUGCUUUUGUAUACCCUAACUUCAUGAUAAACAGGUAUGGUCCAUGGAUGGACACUAAUUUAGUUGUUCCAUUGACCACAACCAAAUGUCAAGUUGUGUUUGAUUAUUUUCUGGACACCUCUCUUGUGGAUGACAAGGCCUUCAUUGAAAGAAGUUUAGAAGAGAGUGAGAGAGUGCAGUUAGAAGACAUUGCACUAUGCGAAGGAGUUCAGCGCGGUUUGGAAUCACCAGCCUACUGCAGUGGAAGAUAUGCACCAGCAGUGGAGAUGGCCAUGCAUCACUUCCACUGCCUUCUGCACAAGUUCCUCACCAACGUCUAAUAUCCUCAUUUGGGUUCUAUUAAUAAAACAAUCUGGACAGAGAAGCAACGAACGUCUUUGUAAGUCAUUCAGGUGGUGAAUGAAUAUUUACUUCAGCUUGUUUUCUUGCUUUACUUCUAGAUCAAACUAAAUGCACA